This is a messenger RNA of Phragmites australis (common reed), 3017 nucleotides long. RefSeq names its product aminopeptidase M1-B. Gene Ontology annotation, biological process: proteolysis; peptide catabolic process. Gene Ontology annotation, molecular function: zinc ion binding; metalloaminopeptidase activity; peptide binding. Lineage: Eukaryota; Viridiplantae; Streptophyta; Magnoliopsida; Poales; Poaceae. The transcript is spliced from 19 exons. Gene Ontology annotation, cellular component: cytoplasm. The record is from RefSeq and is a predicted model, not a curated record. The coding region runs from base 127 to 2778 and encodes 883 amino acids.
CUCACCCUGGUCCCCCGCCUGCCGUCUCGUCUCCUCCAUUUCCCCGUCCCACCAACGACCGCUCUCCACUCGCCCGCUCGUCCGCCUCCGCCGCCGCGUAAACCCCCCGAACCCUCCCCGCCAGCAAUGGCUGUCUCGCCGGAGGAGUUUCGUGGCCAGGCGCGCCUCCCCCUGUUCGCCUCCCCGCUCCGCUACGACCUCCGCCUCCGCCCCGACCUCUCCGCAUGCGCCUUCUCCGGCGCCGCGGCCGUCGUCGUCAUCAUCUCCGCGCCCACGCGCUUCCUCGUCCUCAACGCGGCCGAGCUCGCCGUAGACCGCUCCUCCAUCCGCUUCCAGGCAAACGCACGCCUUUCACCCUCGGAGGAUUUGGCGCCGUCCGAGGUGGUGCAGUUCGAGGAGGACGAGAUCUUGGUCGUCGGAUUCGACCGGGAGCUGCCCGUCGGCGAGGGCGUACUCACGAUGGACUUCACCGGGACUCUGAACGAUCAGAUGAGGGGAUUCUACAGGAGCAAGUAUGAGUAUAAUGGGGAGUCAAGAAACAUGGCGGUUACACAGUUUGAAGCUGUUGAUGCACGGCGGUGCUUUCCAUGCUGGGAUGAGCCUGCAUUUAAGGCUAAAUUCAAGCUAACACUAGAAGUUCCAUCUGAGCUGGUAGCCUUAUCCAACAUGCCAGCAGUUAAGGAGACAGUUAAUGGACCUCUCAAGACCAUUUAUUACGAGGAAACACCACUUAUGUCAACUUAUCUAGUUGCCAUAGUUGUUGGUUUAUUUGAUUACAUAGAGAGUUCGACAUUACAGGGCACCAAAGUUCGUAUAUACACUCAAGUUGGCAAGAGUAAUCAAGGAAAGUUUGCACUAGAUGUUGCCGUGAAGUCACUGGAUCUAUAUAAAGAUUAUUUUGCCACUCCUUACCCGCUACCUAAGUUGGAUAUGAUUGCUAUCCCGGAUUUUGCUGCUGGGGCCAUGGAGAACUAUGGGUUGGUCACUUACCGGGAAACAGCUUUGCUUUAUGACGAGCUAUUAUCUUCAGCAUCCAACAAACAGCAGGUCGCAAUAACUGUUGCACAUGAGUUGGCUCACCAAUGGUUUGGGAAUCUUGUAACCAUGGAAUGGUGGACUCAUUUGUGGCUAAACGAGGGUUUUGCUUCCUGGGUGAGCUACUUGGCAGUAGAUUCUUUAUUUCCUGAAUGGAAUAACUGGACCCAGUUCCUUGAUGAGAUGACCUCUGGCCUCAAACUUGAUGCACUUGCAGAAUCUCAUCCAAUUGAGGUUGAAAUAAACCACGCCAGUGAAAUUGAUGCAAUUUUUGAUUCCAUAAGCUAUGAUAAGGGAGCUUCUGUUAUUCGCAUGCUACAAAGUUACCUUGGCGCAGAGCGUUUUCAGAAAGCUUUGGCUUCAUAUAUCAAGAAGUAUGCCUACUCAAAUGCUAAAACUGAAGACCUAUGGGCUGUUCUUGAGGAGGAAUCUGGGGAGCCCGUUAAGGAUUUGAUGACUACAUGGACUAAGCAGCAAGGAUAUCCUGUUAUUUAUGCAAAACUUAAUGGACAUGAUUUGGAACUUGAACAGGUGCAGUUUCUGUCUGACGGAUCCUCUGGUCCUGGCAUGUGGAUUGUUCCUAUAACAUCAUGCUGUGGCUCAUAUGAUGUACAUAAAAAGUUUCUAUUGAAAGACAAGACUGAUACUGUGCAUAUUGAAGAGUUCACUGCCUCUCAAAGUGCUGAUGCAGAGAAGGGUAAAAACUUUUGGAUCAAAUUGAACAUUGAUCAAACUGGAUUCUACAGAGUGAAGUAUGAUGAAGAACUUGCAGCUGGACUUGUAAAUGCAAUCAAAGCAAAGAAGCUAUCUCUAAUGGAUAAGAUUGGUAUCGUGGAAGAUUCCUACUCCCUUUCUAUUGCUUGCAAGCAAACACUGACAUCCUUGCUGCGACUGUUGAAUGCUUAUCAUGACGAGUCUGAUUUCACUGUACUUUCACAUGUAACCUCUGUAUGCUUAGGCAUUUCUAAAAUAGCAGUUGACGCUACUCCUGACUUGAACAAAGAUAUCAAACAGCUUUUGAUCAAUCUUCUUUUGCCAACAGCCAAAAAAUUAGGCUGGGACCGCAAGGACGGUGAGAGCCAUCUGGAUGUAAUGCUUAGAUCACUGCUCUUGAUUGCCCUGGUCAGACUUGGACAUGAUGAAACUAUACAUGAGGGAGUUCGACGUUUCCACAUCUGCAUUGGAGACAGCAAAACUUCACUUCUUCCACCAGAUACUAGAAAGGCUGCAUACCUUGCUGUGAUGCGGACAGUUAGUACCUCAAGCAGAGCCGGUUAUGAUGCUCUCCUCAAAAUCUACAGAGAAACGGUUGAAGCACAGGAGAAGUCACGUAUUUUAGGCUCAUUGUCUUCAUCCCCAGACAAGGCUAUUGUUCUUGAGGCAUUGAACUUUAUGCUUACUGAUGAGGUACGGAAUCAAGAUUCAUUUUAUAUCCUCGGUGGCAUUAGCUUAGAAGGACGAGAAGUUGCGUGGGUCUGGCUGAAGCAAAAUUGGGAUCAUGUGUUCAAGACUUGGCGAUCGAGCUCACUCAUAUCAGAUUUCAUCAGCUCCGUUGUCUCACCGUUCACCUCUGAUGAGAAAGCUGUUGAAGUCUCCGAGUUCUUUGCCGAUCGCAUCAAACCGUCGUUUCAGAGAGCACUGAAGCAGAGCCUCGAGAGGGUGCGGAUCAGCGCGAGAUGGAUUGAGAGCAUCAGGAGCGAGCCCAACCUUGCUCAGACAGUGCACGAGCUGCUCCAGCGCUAGGCGUAACAUGCGGCUUGCUACAAACAACUGUUUCUAGCGUUACCACCUCAUGGGACCUUAUGGGAGUCGCGUCCGAAAGGAUUGCUGGGCGUGGUUGUUCUUACAGUGGUGCUUUGGGCGGUUUAACCUGUACCUUGUCUGUGUCGAAAAAAAGAAGUCAUCACGUUUGAUUCUAAGAGUGGUGUGCCAAGUCCAAGAUUGUAACAGCAAGAGUAAUAAAGCAAAAAAGUUAUUGUACA